CUGAUUCUAAAUUCCAGUCCCUCCCUAUUCCUGCAUAGUCAAAAUGGAGCCUGCAGCUCAUGUCCUGCUACUCCCCUUUCUCCUUCUUAUGGCCUCCCUCAGCCCUAUCACUGCCCAAGAGGAUGGCGUCGAUCUCUACAGUCUCACUAUGGACUCCAAGGUGACACUGCGCUUUGCCCACACCACUAUCACCAGCCGUGUGGUCAAUAAGGCAAUAGAGGCCCGAGAGGCUAUUUUCCAGGUGGAGCUGCCCAAGAGAGCUUUUAUCACUAACUUUUCCAUGAUCAUUGAUGGUGUCACAUACCCAGGAGAGAUCAAGGAGAAGGCAGCUGCCCAGGAGAAGUACAGCUCAGCUGUGGCCAAGGGUCAGAGUGCUGGAAUCAUCAGGGCCACAGGGAGGAAUCUGGAGCAGUUCCAGGUGUCUGUCAAUGUGGCCCCAACUUCCAAGGUCACCUUUGAGCUGGUCUAUGAGGAGCUGUUGAAGAGGCAGCUGGGGAAAUAUGAACUGAUGCUGAAGGUCCAGCCCCAACAGCUGGUCAAACACCUGCAGAUAGACAUUCACAUCUUUGAGCCUCAGGGCAUCAGCUCCCUGGAGACUGAGAGCACCUUUAUGACCAAGAACCUGGCAGACGCCCUCACCACGACACAGAACCAGACCAAGGCUCACAUAGUGUUCAAGCCAUCUGUGGCCCAGCAGCAGAAGGAGCCUGGGAAGGUGGACACGAUUGUGGAUGGUACCUUCAUCGUCCGCUAUGACGUGAACCGAACCUCUGCCAUUGGGGACAUCCAGAUCGAGAAUGGAUAUUUCGUGCAUCACUUUGCUCCAGCCGAGCUGUCUACACUGCCUAAGAAUGUGGUCUUUGUCAUCGACAAGAGUGGGUCUAUGUCUGGUAGGAAGAUGAAACAGACUCGGGAAGCCCUGGUAAAGAUCCUGACUGAUCUCCAGCCUGAGGACCAGUUUAACUUGGUCAUCUUCAGUGGGCAUGUGACCCAGUGGAAACCAGCACUUCUUCAGGCCUCGACUAAGCAUGUGGAGGAAGCCAAGGACUUUGCCCGCAGUAUCCAGGCACAGGGAUCAACCAACAUCAAUGAGGCCGUCCUCGUAGCUGUAAGAAUGCUGGAUGACAGUAACAGGAAGGAGCAGUUGCCAGAAGGGAGUGUGUCCAUGGUUAUCCUGCUCACGGAUGGGGAGCCCACUGUGGGAGAGAGGAAUCCCGAGAAGAUUCAGGAGAAUGUGAAGGAAGCUAUUGGGGGCCAAUACUACCUCUAUUGCCUGGGCUUUGGCUUUGAUGUCAACUACGCCUUCCUGGAGAAGCUGGCCCUGGAAAAUGGUGGGGUGGCCCGGCGCAUCUAUGAGGACUCAGAUGCUGACCUGCAGCUCCAGGACUUUUACCAGGAGGUAGCCAACCCUCUACUGACCAUGGUGAAGUUCCAGUACCCAGACAAUACUGUGGAGCUGCUCACACAGGACAGCUUCAGGGUCUUCUUCAAGGGCUCUGAGCUAGUGGUGGCUGGGAAGCUCCAGCCUCAGCCCCAGGUUCAGGAUUUGCUCUCAGCCCAAGUGAAGGCCCAAUCGCACACCCAGAACUUCACCUUUGAAACAGAAGUAAAUGUUGAGGACAAAAAGAAAGUCUUCCAGAGCCCCAAGUACAUUUUCCACAACUUCAUGGAGCGCCUGUGGGCAUACCUGACCAUCCAGCAGCUGCUGGAGAAAGCUGUUUCAGCCUCAGGUGAUGAGCAGAAGAGCCUGGAGGCCAAGGCUUUGGAGCUGUCCCUCAAAUUCAGCUUUGUCACUCCACUCACAUCGAUGGUGGUCACCAAACCCGAGGGUCAGGAUCAGGCCCAGGUGGUUUCAAAGCCAGUGGAAGCAGACUCAAAGACCAUCAGAAGCAGGUUAACCUUCAGGUCAAGACCACCACUUCACUUUAAGAGUAAGAUACCUAAGAGGAAGCCAGGUGGCACAGUGGAUAAAGCUCCAGCCCUGGAUUCAGGAGGACCUGAGUUCAAAUCCGACCUCAGAAACUUGACAGGUGUUCAAAGUCGUUAUAAAUAUGAUGUGGAGGAAUCUCAUCACUCAAUUCCCUCCUCUCCUGGGCCAAUAAAAAAGAACUCUCAUUUCAUCUUGUCACUGUCUGGACAGAGGAAUAACCGUACGCAGGAGGCCCUGUGUGUGGAUAUCAGGGAGUUAUCCCAGACCCCCCUGAAUCUCCUCUCUGAUCCCGUCCAAGGCAUUGAGGUGACUGGCGAGUAUGAGGGGAGCACAGAUAAGUUUGUCUGGCUCCAGAUGAGCUACAGGAUUCCGGAGAUGAAGGUGUAUGUGACCCAGGACAGCAUCGUGGUGACUCAUGGCGGGAGAGGAAAGAGCUCCUUUUAUCGAUGGCAGGGGAUACUGUACUUGGUGAUGCCUGGGCUGAAGUUAACCUUAGAAAAUGGCAUCUUGCUGCUCAGUGGCUCAGACAAAGUCACCAUUGGCCUAGUGGCCUUGAACCAUCCCACGCCUGCAUUGCAGCUCUUCCUAGGUGAUCCAAGUCACUUCUCCAGCCAAGUCAGUGGAGUCCUCGGUCAGUUUUACCAGGACUUGCAGUGGGAUUCUGAUGGGCCGAACGCAGAGGAAGACAUGUGGAAGCUGAAUGUGCGGGGAAAGAAGUAUAUGGUCACCAGAAAGUUCGUGACAGAUUUUCAAAGAAGCGGAGGUACCACCCCACUGCCAACGAUCCCAUGUUGGUCCUUGGAACAGACUUUAGAAAGUGAAGAUUAAUAGCCAGCUAUGCUUUCCUCUUCUGCCCCUCCCCCCAUGUCUGGUGUAGCCCAGGCCAACCAGAAGCUGCCCCUACCCUUUGCUAUUUAUCUAUCUGGGACAAAUGGGGAGGCAAGAAGGGUGACAAGAUGUUAUAAAGCAGAGGUCAUGUCAAUACCA
This is a messenger RNA of Dromiciops gliroides (monito del monte), 2917 nucleotides long. RefSeq names its product inter-alpha-trypsin inhibitor heavy chain H4-like. The transcript has 19 exons. Bases 44 to 2758 code for a protein of 904 amino acids. Gene Ontology annotation, molecular function: serine-type endopeptidase inhibitor activity. The record is from RefSeq and is a predicted model, not a curated record. Gene Ontology annotation, biological process: hyaluronan metabolic process. Lineage: Eukaryota; Metazoa; Chordata; Mammalia; Microbiotheria; Microbiotheriidae.